GGACAUCGAGAAAUUGAACAUGAAAAUCGAUGAAUUGAAGAAAGAAACCAAAGAACAAGAAAAACGUAAUAAAGUGGAUUUUAAAAAGUAUGCAACGAAAAUGGAAAAUAAAGUAGAAAAAUACGAAGCUGAAAUGGUUAGUUUGAAAGCGGAAUUGACACAGGCGUUGGCAUCUGCAAAGAAGGAAAAGACAAAACACGAUUCAGAAAAACAGGAAAUGUUGUUAAGUAAGCAAGAGGAAUUUAAAAAAUAUGCAACGAAAAUGGAAUGUGAAGUAAAACAAAAAGAGGCUGACAUGGUUAGGUUGAAAGAGGAAUUGACAAAUAAUAUGAUAAAGGCGCUGGCUGAAGAAAAGAAAAAACACGAUUCAGUAAAAAAGGACUUGUUAAGGUUGAGCAAAGUUACAGGAGGAAACCUAACGUUAGAUAAUCCGAAUAUUGCUGAUCUAAGUGACGAGAACCGUCCAACCAAACUUGCAGAGGAAUUUUCUGAACUUUAUGACAAUGAAUGGACGGAUACAUUUGAAGUUCUUAAAACUGAUGAAAAGGAUAGAACGACCUUCAUGCUUCAUUUAUUGCAGAGAGCAAGCACUAUUUGUCAGCAAAUAUCAAACGAUCAUAUGCAGAGUAUCAAGGAAAGUUUGUGUUCUCUGACUCUCCGAACUCAAUUGCCGAAAAGGAUUGAUGUUGGCACAAAUGAAAUGUUUGGAAUCCUAAAAAAUGAAAAGAUUCAAGUUUUCAGGAAUGAGGUGAUUACAAUGCCGUUUGACUCUUUGCAAACUGAUCAAAGGAAUGUUGUGAUGGAUUUGCGAAAGUUUGUUGAAAAACAGCUUUCUUAUCAGCUUGAAAUGGUAUGUUUUAAAUAG
This is a messenger RNA of Ruditapes philippinarum (Manila clam), 865 nucleotides long. RefSeq lists its product as uncharacterized. Lineage: Eukaryota; Metazoa; Mollusca; Bivalvia; Venerida; Veneridae. The record is from RefSeq and is a predicted model, not a curated record. The annotation marks the transcript as partial. The transcript is spliced from 6 exons.